Messenger RNA from Kluyveromyces marxianus DMKU3-1042, 513 nucleotides. It is a transcript of the gene PAM18, whose product is annotated as Pam18p. The coding region runs from base 1 to 513 and encodes 170 amino acids. Gene Ontology annotation, cellular component: PAM complex, Tim23 associated import motor. Gene Ontology annotation, biological process: protein import into mitochondrial matrix. Lineage: Eukaryota; Fungi; Ascomycota; Saccharomycetes; Saccharomycetales; Saccharomycetaceae. Gene Ontology annotation, molecular function: ATPase activator activity. The record is from RefSeq and is a predicted model, not a curated record. The transcript has a single exon.
AUGGCCCAACAAAAUUUAGAGAUUCCACAACUGCCCAUUCCCGGCGAAGACAACUCGAAAAGAGUUGCUGAACAAGUAGCGAUUGGAGCCUCUGGCGUGCAAAGCACGCCAGGCGGGCCCGUUGGUGGGCCUGUGAGCAGCCAGAAGUCUGGUAUGGACUUGUAUUUUGACCAGGCUGUCAACUAUAUGGGGGAACACCCGGUGAUUAGCGGUGUAGGUGGGUUUUUCGCUCUAUACUUUGCUGCUGGAGCGUACAAGUCUAUUUCCAAGAGAAUGGGAGGUGGUGCGCAGAGCUCGCAGUUCUUGAAGGGUGGGUUUGACCCCAAGAUGAAUGCGAAGGAGGCUCUUGCGAUUUUGAAUCUGAACGAGAGCACGUUGACGAAGAAGAAGCUAAAGGAAGUGCACAGAAGAAUCAUGUUGGCAAACCAUCCGGACAAAGGUGGGUCUCCAUACCUUGCCACGAAGAUCAACGAGGCGAAGGACUUCUUGGAAAAGAAGGUUGUGAGAAAGUGA